UACAACAAGUGAUGAAGCAUGUUCAACCAUCAGCGAUGCAACAGUUUGCACAUGUGUCUACUGGACAAGCGGUUUCUCAACCAGGGCAAGUGGUUUUGGCGAAAUCCUCGUUGCAGACGCGAGUAAUUCCGGUCGCGUCAGCUGCCUUGAAACAAACGAUUCAAGUCGUGACCGCAAGCAGCGCGCAAUUGCGACAAGCUGCGCCUGCCCAAGGGAAACCAAUUGUCACAACUGCGAGAGGUAGUCCGGGGCCUAGUCAAGUUAGAUUACAGACUAUCACGCAUUCUGUUCACCCCCAACAAGUACAACAGCAACAGCAGCAGCAACAACCACAAACUCAACAAGAUGCUCAACCGAAGUGAAUGCGCUUGAUAAUUGUUUCUCGUGUCGAUUAAGGAUUAUGAUGUUGUUUGUUCAA
Dufourea novaeangliae is the source of this 418-nucleotide messenger RNA. Its product is annotated as ataxin-2-like. NCBI's taxonomy places the organism in Eukaryota, Metazoa, Arthropoda, Insecta, Hymenoptera, Halictidae. The record is from RefSeq and is a predicted model, not a curated record. The transcript has 2 exons. The coding region runs from base 12 to 362 and encodes 116 amino acids.